Messenger RNA from Labrus mixtus (cuckoo wrasse), 7117 nucleotides. RefSeq names its product phosphodiesterase 4C, cAMP-specific b (gene pde4cb). The record is from RefSeq and is a predicted model, not a curated record. Lineage: Eukaryota; Metazoa; Chordata; Actinopteri; Labriformes; Labridae. Gene Ontology annotation, cellular component: cytosol; perinuclear region of cytoplasm; nucleus. The coding region runs from base 228 to 2573 and encodes 781 amino acids. Gene Ontology annotation, molecular function: 3',5'-cyclic-AMP phosphodiesterase activity. Gene Ontology annotation, biological process: signal transduction. The transcript is spliced from 17 exons.
GGCGGGGCACGAAGCGCUGCAUCUUGAAGAGUUUGAAGUCUAACUAAACUGAUUGACCUGCAGCAAUAAAAAAAAUGGAAAAAAGAGAUAACUGUAGCAGUAUUACCUGACUGACGCCCAAGACGGGUUCUUAAGGAAUUUACCUGAAAGUACAAAACCCCGCGAGAGACGACGGCCGGUUGCUGUGGUGACUGCUGUCCUGCUGCUGCAACAAAUAAGCAGAAUCAAUGUCUCGGUUUGAGAGUCGUCGGGAGUCGCUGCCAGCAAUCCACCAAGCAGUGCGGCGGCGUUUCUCUGGUCAACUGCUGCUGCCUCCUUUGAGCAGGAGACACUCCUGUCAGGAACACCAACAUGACACCUACCGGGCAUCUACCCUACAUGGUCUGCCUCUGGACCGCCUGGAAGUGCUGUACAGAAGAGCUUUGGCCAGUCAUGAUGAGCACCGUUUUGAUGUGGAGAAUGGCUUGUCAGUGGGUCGCAGUCCACUGGACUCUCAGACUAGCCCCGGUUCUGGUCUGGUUCUUCAGGCCAACUUCCCUCACAGUCAACGCCGCGAGUCCUUCCUCUACCGCUCCGACUCAGACUUCGACCUUUCACCCAAAACCAUGUCACGCAACUCGUCCACUGCCAGCGACCUACAUGGAGAAGACAUGAUCGUGACUCCUUUCGCACAGGUUCUUGCCAGUCUACGAACAGUAAGGACUAACUUUGCUGCUCUGACACAUCUCCAAGACCGAGUGGGAAACAAGCGGCCUACAACCAGCACCCAGCCACCCAUGUGUAAGCCAUGUCUUACAGAGGAGCCCUGCCAGAAGCUGGCAGUGGAGACAUUGGAGGAACUUGACUGGUGUCUGGACCAGCUGGAGACGCUGCAAACAAGACACUCUGUUGGCGAAAUGGCAUCCAAUAAGUUUAAGAGAAUGCUAAACCGUGAGCUGACCCAGCUAUCAGAGACAAGCCGCUCAGGAAAUCAGGUGUCAGAGUUCAUCGCAAACACCUUCCUAGAGAAACAACAUGACGUGGAGAUCCUGUCUCCACCUUCUAAGGAGAAGGAGAAGAAAAAGAGGCCGAUGUCACAGAUCAGUGGGGUGAAAAAAGUAACACAAAGCCCCGGCUUAGCGUCUACCUGCAUCCCUCGCUUUGGAGUCAGCACGUCACAGGAAAGCAUGCUUGCCAAGGAGGUCGAGAACAUUAACCGUUGGGGUCUGGAUAUAUUCAAGAUAGCUGAAUUUUCUGGAAACCGCCCUCUGACGGUUGUCAUGUACUCCGUCUUCCAGGAGCGAGACCUUCUGAAAACCUUUAAGAUCCCCACUGACACCUUCAUCACCUUCAUGAUGACCUUGGAGGACCACUACCAUGCUGAUGUAGCUUACCACAACAACAUUCAUGCUGCCGAUGUGGUGCAGUCCACUCACGUCCUCCUAUCCACCCCUGCUUUAGAGGCGGUGUUCACAGAUCUGGAGAUCAUGGCUGCUCUGUUUGCUAGUGCGAUCCAUGAUGUUGACCACCCAGGAGUCACCAACCAGUUUCUGAUCAACACAAGUUCUGAGCUAGCUCUUAUGUACAAUGAUGCCUCGGUGCUGGAAAAUCAUCACCUCGCAGUUGGCUUCAAGCUGCUCCAAGAAGACAACUGUGACAUCUUUGAAAACCUGAGCAAGAAGCAGAAAGACUCCAUACGCAAGAUGGUGAUUGACAUGGUGCUUGCCACCGAUAUGUCCAAACACAUGAACUUCUUGGCAGACAUGAAGACAAUGGUGGAGACCAAGAAGGUGACUAGUCUGGGAGUCCUGCUGCUGGACAAUUAUUCUGACCGCAUCCAGGUUCUGCAGAACAUGGUCCACUGUGCCGACCUGAGCAACCCAACCAAACCACUGGAGCUUUACAGGAAGUGGACAGACCGCAUCAUGGUGGAGUUCUUCACCCAGGGAGACCGAGAGCGGGACAAGGGCAUGGAGAUCAGCCCCAUGUGUGACAAACACAACGCCUCUAUAGAGAAGAACCAGGUUGGUUUCAUCGACUACAUCGUCCACCCUCUUUGGGAGACUUGGGCAGACUUGGUGCACCCUGACGCUCAGGACAUUCUGGACACGCUGGAGGAUAACAGGGAGUGGUACCAGAGCAUGAUCCCCCACAGCCCCUCACCAUCCAGCCCUGAUGAGCACCAGGCUGGGCUAGGACCAGGAGGAGACUCUGCUUUGGGAGCAGGAGGGACCCUCCCUUCAGGAGGAGCGGGGGACAAGUUCCAGUUUGAACUCACUCUGGAGGAAGAAGAGGAGGAUGAGGAGGAGCUAGAUUCUGAUCUGGAGAGCCCUCUAGAUGAAGAAUCCCAGUCAGGUGGGGAGCGGCACCAAGACUCCUCCUCCCCAUCUUUGUCGCCAGACCCACGCAGCAGCAGCAGCAGGUACCGCCCCCCCUCGCCUCACCCAUCUAGGAACCUGAGCCUGGCUGCCAUGUCUGUGCGACGCCCCCAACCCCACAGGACACUUGCCUCCCCGGGACAGGAGGGCGCCGACAGGGACAGAGACCUGAGCCAGGAGGGCGACGGGGUGGCCUGUCUACGUAUGGGAACGUAACAACCAGCACAACCUGCCCCACCCAAGAGACAAGAGCGCUGGAUGUAGUGAGAUGGGGUGGGGCAGGCCUUAAACAACAAAAGUCUGUAUAAUCACUACAGUCCCUUUACACUGGAGACACCCUCUCUGAUUUUUUUAUUCUGACAAGACAAAUCGCUUUUGCCUCUCUUUGGGUGCCUGAUCGGCCUUUUGUGUCCCGUCCUGCUUUGUUGUAGCUUCAGUUCGGAGCGUCCCAGACAAACACUGCUGCAUUCAAACUGGGGAGAACGAGAGGUGAAGGAAAUGUCUUCCUCCAAAAUAACAGCAUAUGACGUUCAGACAUGUGCAGCGAAGUGCGAGGAGCACCAUGGUUUGACUGGGUCUUGGAUAUUAUUUUGCACCAUUGUUUUAAUUAAGGUUAUGAAAGUACAGAUUCUGAUUGGAAUAAGUGAGUAUGAUUUGUUUUUUUGUUGAAGAAUGAUGUGAGUGAUGAAUCGUUUUUUUGCCAAAUACAUGACGUAUAUGAGCCGUGAGAAAAUGGAUGGGCCUUAACCUCAGGGUAUGAAGAGAAACAUAAAUCUAAUGUAGCACGGAUGUAGUGGGUACCCCUGACCUGACCCGACCCUAAACUGCCUUUCCUGUUUAUUUACCUCCAAACCAGAGACACCUGAGAUCUACCUGUCUCUACAUUUAAUGAAAACCCUUUAACUGAAAAUCUGGCUAGUGAAGCAAUCAAAUAAUGUAUAUUUAAACCAGCUUGUAGCAGCGCAGAGAUUGAACAAUGAAGACUGAACUGCAGUCCGACACGUUGAAAACCCAAAAGAAACCUCCUGUAUGAUUUAUUUUAUUUUUUUACCUAAGAUGAUUUGAAUGUUGUCAUUGUUUUUAGGUCUUCAUUUGUUGUACAUUUGCUGGUCUUGUCUCUGUUUAUAAGCUUGAAAAGCAUUUUUUUAUCAGGGUGCCUCCGGUCCGCAGUAGCACUUUACCGUUCUUGCCCUUCAGCUCUUCUAUUCAGUCACACAAAGGGCUUCACCCACUGUAGUCCUACUGAUCGCACACAACAUCAGACACGAGGAGCCAGAAGGCAGGGCAGGAAACUGGCAGGCCAGAAUUUCACAAACUAACUCAAUAAUUAGGCACCAGCACCAAAAUGUUCGACCCUCAUAUAAGAUUACAAGAAGAGCCCUUAGUGUACCAUUUAAAGUUGGUAUUGAUGAAGUGGUCCCAGGUAUGAUGCUUUGCCUCAACUACAAAUCCAUACAAUGUGGGGAAAAAAGAUAAGAGUAUUAUUCCAUAUAUUGAUGUCUGGCAGCAACACAGAAGCUUUGGGCUGCAGUGUUAAUGUAGGUUAAAAGCACACUUUAAGCAUCCUUUAGUAAGAACAGUGCUGGUAUUAUUAUGUGUUUUUCUUGGUGUCUGCAAAUCUCAUGAAAAGACCCACAAUGCAUUAGUUAGUUCCUUCAUACUGUCAGUCCUCCUCUUUGACUUUCUGACCCAAAUCCCUUUGUUUCUUCUUAGAAAUACAUUUUUAAUGUAACAAUUAUACUCUUUGUUUUAUUUUCCUCUUUAAAAAAGAAGAAAAGAAAAAGAGAAAGGUGAAUAAGUUGAUCUUUUAAGCUUUUAGCAAACCUCAAUACUUUGUUGAGUUUUUAUUUACUGCAGCAUGGGAUCGAUCAUUUCACCACUGAGGCUCAUUUAGAUAAUUCAAAACAAACAAUGAAGGUCUAUGGCAGUGAGGAAUAAGCAGCUAAACAGACAGUGCUUGUUAGUAUGAUCAGUUCAUCGUGGGUUUUUGUUCUUUUCAUGAGCUUUGGAGACACUCAGAAAACAAAUGAUAUCACAAUAUGUAACCUUUGAUUGGGCCGUCUUAGUAUUUCCCACAGGCUCCAGCAGACUGUAAGAGAAGUGAAUGUGGCCAAGGUGACGUCACACAUAACUAGGUUCAAGCCUAGAGUUUUGGCUGCUGCAAUCGUGCUUUUUUUGCGGAGGGGUAGGGGUCAGAAUUGACCAUAUUUGGAUUAGAGGCUUGAUACCUAAGAGGUCAAGUUCAGUGAUUUGAAAUAAUUUAAGGAAAAGCCUUAGAGACUGCUAGCAGCACCUUGUCACUCAAAGCAGCUAAGUCCUUCAUUAUGCAUUAUUAACUGUAAGCCUUAAUAUAAGUGACCAUUUCAAAAACUUUUGGCACUUCUGCCUUUACUUAUUAUUUCAGCCAUGGGGACGAUGCGGGGUAUUAACCUCUGCCUCACAAGCAAAUGAAUGUGAUAUUUACCACUCUUCAUUUCUUCGAUUACACGAGCACAGAGUCUGUAAACACACAUUAAGCAGAUGGCGAAGCAGCGAUUAUUAACUGGCUUGUAAAUUUUGGGAAAACCUGAUGUCAGUCUAAGCCUGAUCGUUUCCUUUCUACUUCUACUAGAACUUUAAAACCCAAAGUUAAACUUCUACCACGGGUUAAAGCCUGUUUAGUUUUUAAUAUGUGCUGUUUCCCGAUAUUCAGACAGUACCUAAUAAAUCACCAUUGUGUUAGCUGCCCACCCUGCCAAGUGGUUUACAGCUUCUAACAUUUGUGACAGAAAUGAAUCUGCUGUAGUUUGAACUGAAGAGUUUUCCAUCAGGUUUUAUUUGUAAAGAAAGUGCUUGACUGGGAUAACUGUGUGCCACAAGUGUUGAAAACACACAAACACCUGCCAGCCUACGAUGCUGUACAUUUUUACACUAGAGAUUUUACCAUUAUGAUUGUAUUAAAGUCACUGACUUUAGAGUGUUAGUUUUUACUAAUGAGACAUGUAAACAGUAUUUAAGAAGACAAUUUAUUAGAUUUUGUGAGACUUAAGAUCAUCUGUUCAUCCUUUUCCUAAACAAAUAGCUGAGACUUCAGAAUGUGUGUAGUUCAGGACUCUUUCUGUACCAAGUACAUGUUCAGUGUUUGUCGCCGUCACAAAAGGUAGAGAGGCCAGGAAGCAACAACCACUACAUGAGAUAUGAAGCACUUCCUGGUCAGGUAGUCGUAGAAAACACUUGUCCUUCAGUAUUUUAUUCUCUCAGCUAGUAUGCUUUAAUGAGCAGUCUUACAUGUGAUGGCAGGGGUUGGAGUGUAUAGUUAAAGGACCAUUCUGCUGUUAUAACAUGCUGGGACUCACAAUAUCCAUCUAGAGCUCUGGAAAAGUAAGAAAACGAUACAUUUCCAGUUUUCAUACUUUGUCUGGUUUUGUCAAAUGCCAACCAAAAAUGUAUUUAAUAUUUUAUGCUAAUUUAACAGAACAAAGAGUUGCUUUGAAGAAAAAUCUAAUAAUUUAUUUAAAAAACUUUGUUUCACUUUCUGUAGCUCUCAGGGUCUAAAACCCUCAAAGCUCCGUGAUGUAAAUGCCACAUAAACCUCAGCAGGGUGAGUAGAGCAUUUGGAUUAAAUGUGUUGGUAAUUCCAACACUUUUCCUCCAGCACCAUCCACAGGCCAAACACUAUACCUGCACAAAAGCAAAGUAUGAAUGUAACGGCAAGAUUCCCAAUGAAAGCUGGAAAUAAUACAUGAUUUCUGGCCUUUUAAUUCAAGUUGCCUCGACAACAAACCCUCUUUAAUUUUUAUCUUUUUAACAAACUACUUGAGAUGCCUAAAAACAGCACAUUCACAGUUUUAUGUGAUUUAGUUUGGAGUGAACACUGCAGCAUGUGAAGAAUUUAAACUGUUAAUCUUGUUCUGAAGAGUUGCUGUUCUUUGCUGGAAUCGUUCAGUUAUCUUUGUGACCUGGAGACAAAUAUGUCUCUAAAUCAGAGAGCCAGCCACUUAGAAAUCAGGACUCAACUUUUAUUUAAAAAAGGAAACGCAUUCAUUCAAAAGUGAAACUUUAUAUGAAAAAAAAGUCUGUGGUUCUGUGCUUCCCUCUGAUUUUAACACAGCCAGGAUCAUUCAUAAGCAAUAAGGAUUUAUUUUUUCACUUAUGAAAGACACCAACACUCCAAAUACUGAUACUACAAAAUGUUAACAGUUUACUUCUCUCGCUCCAGUGUUCACUUUGUAUCUCAGUGCUCAGAAUGCUCUCAGUUUGGUAUCAGCAUGUUAAAGCAGCACAGUGGCUCUUUGGGGACAUCAGUACCAGUGUUGAUGAGCAGCAGAGUCUCUGCUCACGCUGCGUUUCUGAUGUGCCGAUUCUGCCUCCAUUAAUGUUCAUGCUGUCUCGUUUCCUCAGCUCUGUGUUGUGCAAACUUCUAUAAAGAUAUUUAUUCUUCAAAGCAUCUGUCGAGACAAAGUACUGUAACAUAGGAUGUUUUGAUUUCAUGUUUUGGAGCCGAAAAAUCAAGUUAACUUUAUUACAAGAAUGUAUACAUCUGCCACUCCAAUGUUUUUGUCAAAGAAAAUGAAUUUAUUUUUGUUCCUCGUUUAAAGCCAAAAGAGUCUUGGGAGUUCAGGGUGUUUUAAAUGAAAAAUGCCAAUAAAUUAUAUUGACAAGUAUCAAACUGGAUUUUCUUGUGUGUGUACAUUAGACUCUACGAAACACAAGUUUGAACUAUGGAUAUUGUGUCGAUCAAGAGCUUGAUGCGUGAUGAAACAUGAAUUUCAAAAUACAAA